Molecule: messenger RNA, 603 nt
Organism: Cornus florida
Lineage: Eukaryota; Viridiplantae; Streptophyta; Magnoliopsida; Cornales; Cornaceae
Product: putative F-box/kelch-repeat protein At5g24040
Exons: 1
Coding region: 1-603 (200 amino acids)
Source: RefSeq, a predicted model, not a curated record
AUGGUCUACUUAUAUACCCCGAAUCAGAUUGCUGUUUAUAAACUUGGUGACAGGAAAUGGACGCCUGUUUUCGCUAGUAAUCAUCAUGAAUGGGUUUCCGUCAUAUUUUACCAUGGUAACUUCUACUCGAUUGAUGAGCUUGGUGUGCUCCGACGUUUCUUGUUGGAUAAAUCUCAUUCUAAUUACAAGGAGGAAGAGGUAUGCAAUGGUACUUGUAAUGUCAACCAAUACAGGUACUUGGUGGAGGGGUCGUGGUCUGGUGAAUUGUUGAUGGUUGUGAGGAUUUAUGAACAUCAUAUAUGCAGAACCAAAACCAAGUCGUUUGAGAUUUUUAAGUUAAAUUGGGGUAAUGGUAAAUGGGAAGAGGUGAGUAAUUUGGGUCAUCGAGCUCUAUUCUUGACUACUAAUGAUUCGAAAUUCGUUUCAGUUAGAUAUAAUCCUGAAUAUACACUCAAUUCAAUCUAUUUCAUUGAAGAUACAAAUACAAGGAUGAAAGAUUUCGGAGUGUAUGAUUUGGCAACACGCAACAUAAAGCCAUUACAUCCAUCUCAAAAUCAUAUGCAACAAGCUGUAUAUUAUCGUUGGUUUCAACCGGUCCCAUAA